CGCUCUGCUAGGAGAUCGAGGCAAGCGUCGCAAAAGCGCGACGACAGAAGGGCCGGGCAGUGCUGGAAAAGUAAAUUCAGGACGUUUUCAAAUAUUCUUGUUGUAUGGCCCCUUUAUCGUUCAUGAUGAAUUCUAUUCAGGGGCACCUUUCCCAAGAAGGAAAACUACAGGAACGCAAAAGUGCGGACAAAGAGGAGGCUCAAACCAACGAUAAAGCGACUGUCAAAGGAUGUAAAAGCAAGGCUUUGAGUCUUCCAUUCAGUGUGGAAUCUUUAAUAUCAGACAGAACGAGCACAAGGACUUUAUACGCGUCAUCUGAAUCGAGUAUUAGAUCUCCGGCAUCCGGUGCAGAUGAGCGGCUGAGGCUCUCCCCCAUGGCUCUUUACGCAGAUAGAAAGAUCCCAGUGGAGAGCGUCUCAAACCUAUCUGACUGCAAGAGAGGAGAUAUGGAGGAACUUGGCGACAAGGGACAGAGCGGCUGGUUUCAGACAGCCUCGUACUCCUCUCCGCCAAGGCAUUCAAGUCCACCUCCUUGCACCUUGAGAAAGCAUAAGAACAACCGAAAACCUCGGACCCCGUUCACCACCUCGCAGCUACUUGCUUUGGAGAGAAAAUUUCGUCAAAAACAGUAUCUUUCCAUUGCGGAGAGAGCGGAAUUUUCCAAUUCACUCAAUCUUACUGAGACUCAAGUUAAAAUUUGGUUUCAAAACAGACGGGCGAAGGCAAAAAGACUCCAAGAGGCCGAGUUAGAGAAACUGAAACUUGCUACCAAGCCAUUAUUACCUGCGUUCGCCUUUCCGUUCCCACUAGGAGCACAUGUUGGAUCUCCAUCCCUCUACGGACCGUCCAGUUCCUUCCCUAGACCUGCGUUACCAGUACCAGGACUUUUCGGUGGGCCAGUGACCUACGGAAUGUAUUACUUGUCUUAACCGACUGAAGCACGUCAGUUAUAUAAUUCACCGUCUACAACUGCUGCGUUUUUGCCAGUCAUUAGACGAGUGAAAUAGCACAUUUGUUCUCUUUAAAGAACUUCAGCAGUUAUCCCAAUUUAAAAUAAAUUAUUUUUGUCAUCUACAAAGUUUAUUCCAAAAGUGAGUAUCCAUAAAUUGGCUUAGAGGGGGGAAAAAAGAGACAGCCUUUAAGUGUGUAAUGUAUAAUUCCUUAAAUGCAAACUUUAUCUAGAAUUAUACAGACAAACAAUUAUGUAGCUAAAUGUUUUAUUUUCCCUAAGACAAAUACAAUUUCAAAGUGAUUUUUUUUAAACCAUGACUGAGGACACAUUUCAGCCUAUUUGGGAAGUUUCUGCCAGCAUCACUUGUUGAUAUGUGCAAGAAAACACCCAAUGUUUGUGCAUGGUCAGAAUCACUAAAAUAAAAGCUGAUUUCAGUUUGACUACGUCCUAUGACAUUACUACUUUCCAUUACUUGGCUUUUAAGUCAAUGUGAGCAAUUCUUUGAAUGAAUAUACAUGUUGUACCUUCACGUAAACCAAAUAUUUCCAAAACCAAAUUAUUACAAAGAUUGUACCCCGCUAUAAUUUUUUAAAUGUACACUGCCAACAGGUUGCCUAAACCUCACCAUAUGUAUAAUUUUUUUGUUUGUUUUGGCAAUAAUUUGACAAUUACCCCAUUAGUUUUAUAUGCAUUGCUCGUUAUUUCAUUAGACUUUAUAUGAAGAGGAAAUAUUGGUGAAAAAACAGCAUCGCCCGUUAUCCCAUACCUUUACUGAACCUUUUCUCCCAAAUCUUCAUAGUUUUUUUCUACGUGUUGUUGGAUUCAUAGAGGAUUUUGGCCUGUUUUUCUGUUUUUUCGUCUGUUUAGCCAUUAGUAGGCUACACAUAUGCUAGUUUUCUAGACUUUAAGAUUAAUCACUAGAUUUUUAUUACUGUAAAUACACGUAUAUACUACAGAUUUUUGAAAAAGAUACAAAUAGGAUUGCUGAUAUUUAUACACUGUUUGCAUUUAUCUUGUGUAAAUUAUUGUAUAUUUUAUAUGUAUAUACAAAUUAGAAAAAUAAUCUUUUGCAUUAAAAAAAAACAAUAAAUCUCAC
Messenger RNA from Xyrauchen texanus (razorback sucker), 2048 nucleotides. It is a transcript of the gene msx3, whose product is annotated as muscle segment homeobox 3. Lineage: Eukaryota; Metazoa; Chordata; Actinopteri; Cypriniformes; Catostomidae. Gene Ontology annotation, biological process: embryonic morphogenesis; regulation of transcription by RNA polymerase II. Gene Ontology annotation, molecular function: DNA-binding transcription factor activity, RNA polymerase II-specific; RNA polymerase II transcription regulatory region sequence-specific DNA binding. The transcript is spliced from 2 exons. The coding region runs from base 105 to 929 and encodes 274 amino acids. Gene Ontology annotation, cellular component: nucleus. The record is from RefSeq and is a predicted model, not a curated record.